Acomys russatus (golden spiny mouse) is the source of this 933-nucleotide messenger RNA. Its product is annotated as putative vomeronasal receptor-like protein 4. NCBI's taxonomy places the organism in Eukaryota, Metazoa, Chordata, Mammalia, Rodentia, Muridae. The transcript has a single exon. Gene Ontology annotation, cellular component: membrane. Gene Ontology annotation, biological process: G protein-coupled receptor signaling pathway. The annotation marks the transcript as partial. Gene Ontology annotation, molecular function: pheromone receptor activity. The record is from RefSeq and is a predicted model, not a curated record.
AAAUGAAUUCAUUUUCUUAUGUCCUCAUUACAAAAUAUCAUUUACUUCCAAGCUGGGCUUGGAAUGGUAGCCAAUAUAGUUCUCUUUUUUUUCUAUACUUUCAUAAUUGUUGGUCACAAGCCGAAGCCCACAGAUCUCAUUUCCUGGCAACUGACCUUCAUUCAUAUAAUGAUGAUCCUCACUGGAGGGGACAUUUGGCUUGCAGACAUAUUUGAGUCACUGAACAUUGAGAAUGACUUAAAGUGUAAGGCAACUUUUUACACAAGCAGGAUGAUGAGAGGCCUCUCCAUCUGCAUCACCUGCCUCCUGAGUGUGUUCCAGGCUGUCACUAUCAGUCCCAGUACCUCUGUGUUGGCAAAAUUUAAACAUAAACUUAAAAAAUACACAAUUUAUGCUUUCUUAUGUAUUUGGUCUUUCAAUUUGUCAUUCACUAGUAACCGGAUCUUCUAUGUUGGUGCAUAUACCAACAUGAGUGAGACCAGCCAGAUGAAGGUCACUAAAUACUGUGCACUCUUCCCCAUGAACUAUAUCAUUGAGGGACUGAUUUUAAUAGUGGCAACCUCCAGGGAUGUAUUUCUUGUAGGAAUCAUGCUGAUCACAAGCACAUACAUGGUGAUUAUCUUGUUCAGACAUCAGAGGAAAUGCAAGCAUCUUCAUAACAUCAGCCACCUGAGAACAUCCCCUGAGAAAAGGGCCACCCAGACCAUCUUGGUGCUGGUAAUUUUCUUUGUGGUCAUGUACUGGGUGGAUUCCAUCAUCUCAUCUACCUCAGUCCUGCUAUGGAUGUAUGACACAGUCACGCUGACUGUUCAGAAGUUUGUGAUGAAUGUUUAUCCCACAAUAACUCCUUUGGUACAAAUCAGUUCUGAUAGCAGAAUAAUCAAUGUGCUAAAAAACAUGCAUUCAAAGCACUACCAUAUUUUAAAAAUAAAU